ACAACAGACUGGCGACCAAAGCUACAGAUGAGAAAAACAGACAAAAACGGAGCAAAGUGAGAUAAAAGCUCCACCUCCUGCUCCUCCUCCAGACCGUCCGACGGGGUGCACCUUAGACCUUCAAGUCAUCGCUCCAUCAGCUGAUGAGUUUAUUUGUUCACUUGACUGAUUCCUAAGAGAAAAAUGGCUGCCAACUCACCGAAAGACAAGUAUUUUGGAGUAUGGCUGAUUUUCUUCAUGCUUGGUUUGGGAACGUUGCUGCCGUGGAACUUUUUCAUGACUGCUACCAAGUACUUCACCAGCCGUCUGAAGGACACCUCAGUGGUAAUUUCUUCAGCCAAUCAGACAGAGGUAUCCAGUGAUGAUCGCACUGUCCUCGAGGCCAUAUUCAACAACGUGAUGACGCUCUGUGCAAUGUUACCACUGCUCAUCUGCACGUGUCUCAACUCCUUCCUGCUCUCACUAAUCUCGCAGCGUCUGCGUGUCAUGGGCAGUCUCUUUGUCAUCAUGCUUGUUUUCAUCAUCACCGCUGUCCUUGUGAAAGUUCCUCUAGAGCCCUUCCACUUCUUCCUCAGUACCAUGGUGAAGAUCGUCAUCAUCAACUAUCACCAAAAUUAUUUUGGCAUUGAUGAGAACUUUGGUCCGGUGUCUCUGAGCCUCCUGCGAGAGAAACUGGAGGAGAGGAGUGAUGAGACACAGUACAACUACAGGAUGAUCCUCAGGACUGGUCAGCUGUCUACCCUGAGAGGAUCCAUCACAGAGGACUCUAUCCCAUCUUCAUCCAAACACGGGACCAGUCGAUGUCUUCCUCUGAAGGAUGUUCUCGAGUUUGUGGUUCCUCAACUUAGCAUCCACAGUCUCAGACUGGCUGCAGAUUCACCCAGAGUCCCUGAACUGCUGCUGCAGCUGGACCAGCAGGAGCUGAGGUUCCAGCGCAAAGUGGGCGUGUUAUUCUGUCGGGCUGGUCAGUCCACCGAGGAGGACAACAGUGACUCUGGCAGUCCCGCUCUAGAUCAGUUCCUGGACCUUCUGGGCCACAGAGGUCCACUGAAAGAUACCAGCGAAGACUCAACAGGGAGGCAGUCAGUUUUUACAACGUUCAGAGAAUUCAAGCUGAUGUUCCACGUGUCCACGGCAAGCAGCCCUCAGCAGCUGCUCCAUAAAAGUCUUACUGGGAAUGACUUCGUCACAGUAAUCUUCCAGGAGCCGAACUCCCCGCCCUUCAGUCCGCAGAUCAUCUGCUCACAUUCCCAACAUGUCUUCAUCAUCGUUCGAGUCCACCGUCCCUGCAGCCAGCACACCUGUUACAGUAUUGCAGUGUCCAGGCGUAGAGACAUCCCGUUCUUUGGUCCCUUGAUCCCACCAGGUUGGAUGUUUUCAGCCUCACCUGAAUUCAGAAAUUUCCUGCUGACGAAGAUCAUUAAUGCCGAAAACGCUGCGCACAGGUCAGAGACCUUUGUCACAAUAAGAGCACGACGCAGACAGGAGCACCUGAAGGAGCUGGUGGAAAACUUUUCCACAUCAGUGCUAGUGGACUCAUCAUCUUCCAUCAAGUUCAGCUUCAUCUCUCUGGUAGUAAAGAAAAAAGAGCGCAGCGCACCACAGCCUCAUGCUUACCUGAACACUGCUGGGGCUCUCACCUGGAGUGUGACAGCAAAAGACUUCAGCUGCUCUUUUGAUGUACCAUGCCAGCUCGCCAUCUCCAGUGAGUUUGUGGUGCUUGUAGAGGAAGCCAGCAGACAGGUAGUGUUUCACUGUUACUGCAGAGGCGUGAUUGGCUGGAACGCCGGCCACAAAGGCAUUAAACUUUUCUACGAACAUGGAGACUGUGUGAUGCUGUUGACACGAGAGAGAGGCUGGGAGGACAGCCGCGAGAUUGCCCAGAGACUGCAGCUGGUGACUCAUGGCGGUCCUGCUGUGGACAUGAUUCUGAGGAGGAACCGCCACGGUCAGCUUGGGUUUCACAUGAACUUUGAAGGAGUGGUGGCGGAUGUUGAGACCAACAGUUUUGCGUGGAAGGAGGGUCUCCGGCCCGGCUGUAGGAUAAUGGAGAUCUGCGCGGUCGCCAUAGUAAAGCUAUCACAUAAGCAGAUGAUUGAGCUGCUGAGGACAUCGAUGACCGUGAGCGUGGUCGUUAUUCUGCCGCACGGAGAUGGGACACCUCGCAGGAGUUUCUCAGAAAUCUACCAAGUCCCGAGGUUUGAGUACAAACUGGACUCUGACAUCACUUCCUACCCAUUAAGAGUAACCCCACCCACCUGGCACAAGGUGUUAGAAGCUCCGCCUACUCAGAGCAUCCCAGGUGAACUGGAACAGCAACUGAGACCAAUUAAACAAAUGAAUGAGGGAUCCAGGUUACCAAGCAAACACUCGACUUCCGUUGACCCCGGACCACCUUUGACCCCACAGAGCCAUGCCCGAUGGGGAGCUCGUCUUGAAUGGGCAGUCAGCUCUGAAGAAGACUCACUUGAGAAGAUCGGAAGAUCUAAAGAGGCCAGUCACCUUUGUCAUCAUGAUCAUCCUCAUCGUGUGACGAAGGCUCGGGGGGGGUUUCAGCCCAGUCUGAUGGAUGCCAACAACACGCUUUCCAGCAGCAACGGCAGCGAGAGCAGAUACUCCGACUGUCAUCUCACUCACACUAAGGUGCCUUCAAUGGACAGCGGAAUUGACUCCGCCCCCUGCACAUCAUCAGCCCAACCAGCUGUGGCUGGGGCGACGCUGGUCCUGAGCGAUAUCCAGAGAGGCAAAUGGACAAUCUCGGCCGGUCACAUGACCAACCUGAGUGAGACCUGCUCUCUGUCCUGGUGAGCUGCAAGUAAACAAAUGAUGUCAUCUCUAACUGUGAUUUUUACAUAAUUGUGUAUUUAUUUUCCCAUUGAGCUCCACAGCCUGAGGGCAGUCAGCCAGUUGGAGUGUUCGGAUUUAACAUUUGAGUAAAUGUUCAGCCCAUUAUUUCUGGGCGUAGCAGAGUGCCAAGGUUAGUGUUGUCCAAUGUUGUCCUCAACACCUUUAUCUUGACCAAACUUGGAUUUAUCCUUCUUAUUCAGUAAUACAUUUCCAUGUAGUCAAAUUUCACAUUGGAUCAAUCAGCUGGGCAAACAAAACAGCUGCAUCAGAGAUUCUGUUGGGAGUCGAUGGGAUCCAAAAUAACUAGAGUACUGCAAGACUAUGGGCUC
Pundamilia nyererei is the source of this 3176-nucleotide messenger RNA. RefSeq names its product signal-induced proliferation-associated 1-like protein 2. The coding region runs from base 184 to 2808 and encodes 874 amino acids. Gene Ontology annotation, cellular component: cytoplasm. Gene Ontology annotation, molecular function: protein binding; GTPase activator activity. Lineage: Eukaryota; Metazoa; Chordata; Actinopteri; Cichliformes; Cichlidae. Gene Ontology annotation, biological process: regulation of small GTPase mediated signal transduction. The record is from RefSeq and is a predicted model, not a curated record. The transcript has 16 exons.